UCAUUGAGUUCGUGGAGGAAUGCCUUCAGCUAUUGGAAGGAUCGACACAUUUGUGGUCCAAAACCCAUCCCUAUAUUCGGAAACUUUUUGAGAUUAUCCCUAAAUCCUCGACCAUUACUGGAGUUGGAGUGGUAUAAGAAUUACGGCAAAAUUUAUGGUUUAUACAUAGUAUCGAAACCAACGCUAACAGUGGCCGACCCGCAGCUCAUCAAACAAAUUCUGGUCAAAGAUUUCAAUAUAUUUCGUAACCGACCCACAGUUCAUGGGGGAACUAGCCUGGUCAUGCCACGAGCCAGAGAUGAGGACUGGAAGCGGAUCCGUGCGAUAGCCAACCCUACCUUCACGUCCAGAAAGAUGAAGAAAAUGUAUGCUCUGAUCAGCCAUUGCUGCGAAGACGUCAUCGAUAGUCUGGAUAAGGAUGUGUCGAAUGGUAUGAAUGAAGUCGAGUUGAAGCAACUGAUGAGCGCCUACACUAUGGAUGUGAUCGCUUGCUGUGCCUUCGCCACCAAAAUCAAUACAUACGCCGAUCCUAACAAUCCGUUCACCACUAAAGGGGCCAAGAUAACCAAUUAA
Molecule: messenger RNA, 573 nt
Organism: Oppiella nova
Lineage: Eukaryota; Metazoa; Arthropoda; Arachnida; Sarcoptiformes; Oppiidae
Source: the annotation of a GenBank genome assembly